This is a messenger RNA of Abrus precatorius (Indian licorice), 2452 nucleotides long. RefSeq names its product protein ecdysoneless homolog. The transcript has 5 exons. The coding region runs from base 97 to 2034 and encodes 645 amino acids. NCBI's taxonomy places the organism in Eukaryota, Viridiplantae, Streptophyta, Magnoliopsida, Fabales, Fabaceae. The record is from RefSeq and is a predicted model, not a curated record. Gene Ontology annotation, cellular component: nucleus.
UCCAACGAGAUACAACCUAGAGGGUUUAAAGGGGUUUAUGAGAAACUCCCCGGACUCGAACGAACAUUCAAGAACUGUGAGCAAAGUAGCAGAGCAAUGGAGUUUCCUUCUUCUUCCUCCUCCUCGAUCUUCUCUCCCCGCGCAUCAGACGACACCGUUUUCUACUCCAUAUACCCUCACUCGACCACCACCACAACAACCAGCACCCUCCAAUCCCUCCACCUGGAAAUCCUGGAAACAGUGUCACCCUUCACCACUGAUUACAUAUGGCAACACCAACCCUUCACUCUCUCCAUAUCCGCUCCCCCAAACCCCUCAUGCCCAUGCCCCUCCUCCUCCAACCUCCACCACCUCCACGGCCACCUCCGCUACGGCGACAACCUCGACGACGAAUGGUUCACAGUCUUCCUCCUCUUCCACAUCUCCAUCAACUUCCCCUCUCUCUCCCUCCGCGUCUGGGACUCCGACGGCGACUUCCUCCUCAUCGAAGCCGCAUUCCACCUCCCUCGCUGGCUCAACCCCAACACCUCCCUCAACCGCAUCUUCCUCCGCUCCGGUAACCUCCACAUCGUCCCUAAAACCCUCCUUCCUUCCCCUUCCCUCCUCGAUUCUCUCAAAUUCAUCGCCGAUUCCCCCUCCCUAUCCCUCGCCCCUGACCCUGUCCAACGCGCCAUUAAGAACCGCAUAAAGGAUUACCCUGAAAAGGCGCGGAAGAACAUGCAUAGGGUUCGGGUUAGGGUUCCCGUGUCGGUGGCGCAGGUUUUGAAGCACGAGCCGUGCUUUAUUUCCCUGGCAGUGGAGGGGUUCUACGACAGGGACGUGGACACAAUGAAGUUCGCGGCCAGGAUGGAGAGGUUCUUGGAGAGGGGAAGGAGCGAGGAGCUAGUGAUUGUUUCGGUGAAGAUGUCGAGGGCCAUGUACGCGCAGCUUGUGCAGCAAGCUUUUCAGGCUCCGAAGUGUUACCCGGAGAUUCCGAGUCGGAGCGAGAGAGAGGCGUACGUGGAGGCGGAGUUGGGGAUGAAGAUAGCUUGUGGGUUGGAGAUGAUGUAUCAGCAGAGGAAGCGUGAUGGGAUGGAUGGGAAAGGGAGCACUUGGGAAGCGUUUAAGAAGAGCUUGGAGAGCAGUGGCUACUUCCAAGGUUUGCUGCCGGGUUCUUCUGAGUAUCAGAGAUUGAUGCAGAAUGCUGAAGAGUAUUAUAGGAACACUUCUCUGCACUCCAGCGCCAGUGAGUUAAUGAAUGCUCCUGUAAGACGCAUAGAUGAAAUUCUCGCUUUGCCUCAUUCAGCGGAUGAUUUUAAGGGUCAGGAGGUUCCUCCUUCUGAUGAUGAUUCCUGGCUCUACGAUGGGGAGGAAGAGUUGAACUCUGCUCUUAUGGAAAGACAAAAGGAGAUGGACCUUUAUGACUUAAAACACCAAAAGAAAGGGAAAGCGAAAGAGGGUGAUAAUACUGGUGUAUCGUCUGGUUCCAAUGCUGGUGAGUUUGAUCCUGUUGAUAUAGCAAAGACCAUGCAGGCAUUUGUCCAUAAGUUGUCAAGUUACGAGGGUGCUGAAGCUCCUGAAGACAGGAAUAAGGAAGUGAACCUGGACGUGGAUCAAUUUAUUAAAGACAUGGAAUCAAUAAUGAAACCUCCGGGUGGUGAAGUUGCCAAUGGUAAUAUUGAGGAAGGAUCUUCAUCUGACCUGGACUUCGAUGAUUCUGAUGAGAGUGAUAUGGCUGAAUCUGCUGAGGAUAAUGAAGAUGGAGAGGAUACUUUCAUGCAGUCCUAUUCUGAUGCUAUGAAUGAAGAAAUAAAUGCAACCACCCUUCAGAAAAGUUUUGUCCGUGCUAAUGAACAAAUUUCGAAGAAGGAUGAGGGAACAUCAAGUGCAUCCAGAUAUGUGGAUGAGGAAUUUUCUCCUGUAGAUAUGGAUGUAAAUUUAGUCAAAAGCUUUCUUGAUUCCUUUUCUUCCCAACAAGGUCUUCCUGGUCCUGCUUCAAAUUUGCUUGGUCUUAUGGGUGUACAAUUGCCAAAAGAUGCCAGCAAGGGCAAGUGAAGAUAGUGAAAUAUUUAUCUUCGUUUUCUUAGUUUUGGGAUUCUCCUUUGGUUUAGUCUUUAGAUGACAUGUUCCACCUGUUUAGUGAGAUCAUUAUUCCAUGGAGGGUAGACACCUGCUUAACAGAGGGCAUAUGGAAUGCUUACAGAUCAUGACAUAACUGGACCUUGUUUUGGCACUCGAUUUGUAUAGGAGCGUGUUAUUUCCUUGCCUUGAGAGAAAAGCAAGAUAACUUUCGUCUGUAGGUACAAGUGGCAAGAUAGGUCUAGGAAAUUGGGUUAAUUGGAUAACUAUUAUAUAGCGAAUCAAUUUGUAACCAAAAAUUAUUGCCAUUAUAUUGGGUUUUUUUGAGGCGAUUACGGUUAUAUAGUUCUCACGGGUUUAUGUUGAGUUUGUAUCAUCCACUGUGUUACCGAUU